GAGAGCUACCUCAGUUCAACAAUUGGGCGGGCGGGAGGCAGUCGGGUUUCUGGGCACGCGGCGGGUGCGCGCCAAAGGGGGCGGAGUCUGCCUCUUCCCCUGCCCUCCUUCGUUCGUGGUUUCGGGCCCUCCCCCUCCUUAAAGCGCGGCCCAUCCUCCCGCGAGCCGCAUUAGUGGCGGCGCUUCGGGUGUCAGGCAGCGCCAUUGGGCGGAGAAGCUGAGCGCUCGGGCUACCCCGGUUUUUUUUUUUGUUUGUUUCCCUUCCCCGCCCGCCUCGGCUGGCCCUGUGGCUGCUGGAGGCGGCUGAGCUGGGGCUUCUAGCCCGUUUCUCCGCCGCUCUGGUCCCCACCGAGUCUCUCGCUUGAGGGCGCCGCCGCCACCACCUCAGCCCCGAGAUGUUUGACAAGACGCGGCUCCCUUAUGUGGUGCUGGACGUGGUCUGUGUGGUCCUAGCUGGCUUACCCCUUGCUGUUCUAAACUUGGCAAAAGUAAAGCCGUAUCAGAGGGGCUUUUUCUGUAAUGAUGACAGCAUCAGCUACCCGUUCCAUGACAGUACCAUCCCAUCUACUGUCCUCUACACAGUGGGGUUCACUGUGCCCAUUUGCUCUAUAAUCAUAGGAGAGGCCCUUUCGGUAUAUCACAACUGUUUGCACUCUAAUUCAUUUGUGAGAAAUAACUACGUUGCUGCUAUUUACAAGGCUCUGGGGACAUUCCUUUUUGGUGCAGCUGUUAGCCAAUCUUUGACAGACAUUGCCAAAUAUUCAAUAGGUAGAUUGAGACCUCAUUUUCUGGACAUAUGUAAACCAGAUUGGCGUCAUAUCAACUGCAGUAAUGGUUACAUUGAAAACUUCAAAUGCCUUGGAGACAAAGUAAAGGUUAACGAAGGAAGACUGUCAUUUUACUCUGGACAUUCAUCGUUCUCCAUGUAUUGCAUGCUGUUUCUAGCAUUUAGAGAAACUGCCCAUUUGUUUGGAGGGAUUAAACCAAUUUAUAAAAGAAGGAGAAAGUGGUGCUCACAUUUUUAUUCCUCCAAACCAGAGGUCUUCAAACUUGGCAGCUUUAAGACUUGUGGACUUCAACAGGAUUUUCCAGCCAGCAUAGCUGGAGACUUAAUGCCUUGACUUAUUUAUAUAAUAAAUAAAUAAAGGUGGGAUUUAAGAAAUCUGAAGAAAUAAAUUGAAAGUGAAUUUUGGUUACAAUAUGUCUAAGCAAUUUCUUUUUAAUAAAAGCUGCACAGUUUACCUUCAUGUUCUUAAUUUACAAUAAGAACGUUGGACAGAAAGUAUUCUUGACAAUACAUUAUAAAGCACUAAUGACAUUCUGAACUUCAUGGGGCAACUCUCUCCCCCUCCUUUCCCUGGGCAUAGCAUGAGUAAGAAUGGAUCUUGAGAAUGUCUGAGGAAUUUCCCUGUAGGAACACUCUCAAUUCUUGAAUGAGUUGGUGGUAUUAUUGUAUGUUGCAAGGAAGAGUUGGUUCAAUUAUGAAGCUCUUUCCUAUUAAAGUGUCUUGCCUCUUGCAACAUACAGAUGUACGCUCCAUUAGAUGGUGCAGGAUUUUGUCCCUGUCAGUCGAAGACAUCUGCUAACCUGUUUCAAAUGUUCUUUCCAAGCUGCUUCAUCCUGCCGCUUGCACGCUUGGCUCCAGCUGUGAGUCUGUGCUGCUCGUGACUCUCCAGUUCCUCACAUGUGGCAUUACUCACAGCUUGGAUUAAUCAUAAGCAGACGCUUCAGACUGCAGCCUCUGGAGGACCAAAGGAAUCUCACAUAUGUUAGUGUGACUGACUGUGCACACAAACAAAAUCCCAAAGCCAACCCAAAAACUACAGUUGUGCAAUCCAGCCACAUUGACAACUAGAUUGCAGUUCUGAAAAAACCAUUGGCACUUCAUAUUCUCCUUAUUCCAUCACAGUGUUCACUUCAAAUUCUGCCCUUUAAAAUCCUCCAGAUUGUAAGAAGGUCCACAUGCUUUUUGAGCAAGCUUUUGUUUGGGCCUGGCAGAUCCCCCAACCUGCUGGUUAUUUAAAUCCAUUUGCUGAACCCCAACUCACUGUAAUUACUGUUCUCAGUGAAGUUUCUGGUCCUUUCUGACCUCCCCCCCCACCCCACUAGCACUACUGUGUUCUAAUGGUAGCCUUUCACCUGCUUAAAAAGGUGCACACAAACCUAUUUUGUAACACAACUUGAAAUCCAGCAUCACAUCAGUAAACAUCACCCCAAACACUCCUUUAGAAGUUCCUCCACACUUCCAGAACCUAUACAGGCUGCAUUUAUAUGAUUCUCUUAAUCUGGAUUUGCACAAGAUGUUAAAUGGUAUCAAAUGAGAUUUGCUUACAUAACAGGCUUUAAACAGCCAUAAAAAAGUUAACUUUAGCCAACCAUAUCAUAUUAUGGUUUAGGACAAAUAUACAGAUAAAUAUGCCAUUGAUCAUAAUUGGUACCAUUUGCAUGUAUCUUAAUCAGCCGAUGGCAGCAUCUGUCUGAUCCAAUUUGAGUAAGAAGCUAAGCAGAAGAGGGCUUGGUUAAUACUUAUGAGACCUUUAGGAAAUUCCAGGGUUGCAGGCUAGAUUGGGAAGAAAGCAAUGGCAAAUUGCUUCCAUAUGGCUCUUAAGAAGGCCGUAGAGAUGCAGCCACAGGAAAUAAAGCCAUCUUGCAGAGGUCUGUUACUGCAUUUCAGCUCUUGGGCUCAGAAAUUAAGUAUGGUGAGAUCUGCUUAAUCUUUGAAUAGAAGACUUCCAAGAAAUCCUAGGAGAGUAGACUGUGCAGUAGGGAGGAAAAGGCCCAGAAAAAGACAUUGACUAAGCACUGCUGUAUAGUUGCAAAGAAAACCCCAUGGCUGUGUCCAUGAAAUCAACAGGAAUCAAGCUGGACUCAAAGGAAUGUUAUCUUUUACUUCUUAUAAAAUGAAAUCCAUGUUGUAAUUCACAUAAAUUCAGAAAUUAUCCAAAUUCAUUGGACGUAGUAUUGCUGUUUCUUUUCAGCAAUGUUAACAGAGAGUUCUCAACUUAGAACCACAAUUGGGACAGGAACUGUACAGCAAUGUGAUUAUUAGAUGAGUUGCACCUGAUUUUAUGAUCUUUUUGUCAUGGUUGUUAAGUGGAUUUCUGGUUUCCCACAUUGACUUUGCUUGUUGGAAGCCCACUGGGAAGUCACAAAUGACAAUCAUGUUACUUGGGACACUGCAGUUGUAGUAAAUGCAUGCCAGUUGCCAAAUGCCCAAAUUUUGAUCAUGUGACCAGUGGAAUGCUGCAAUGGUCUAAAGUGUGAGGCCUGGUCAUAAGAUACUUCUUUCAGGGCUGUCGUAUCUUCAAAUAGUUGUUAAACAAAUGGUUAUAAGUCAAAGUCUACCUGAAACACUUGUUUGUUUCACAGAUACAUGGUUUAUGUAUUUAUUUUAAAUUCAAGAACUCUGAGUUACUUUUUGUUCCCAUUUUACUGCUGUAGUCUUAGUAGAUGACACUAACAAGCCAGACUUCACCAACUACACCAACCGCAUAUGCUAAGCAGUGUCAGCUGGAAUGGGGACUGCUUGGAAAUUUUAGACCUCUAACAUAAAUUGAGAAAUAACAAUUUUAAAAGGCCAUAAGAAGGCAGUGACAAUUAAUUUCAUAUGACUGUCAGGAAGGCUGCAUGGAUGCAGUCCCUAGGCACCAUAUUCAACUUGCAGUGUUUACCUUUUAUGGACUCUUCUCAGCAGUAACAGUCCUUGACUUAGCCUGAAGGAAACUUUAAAUGAGUCCGUUAAGGGAAUGCCAUUCUUCUUAGCCCAUGGAAGCCAAGGAAAUUAUUUGGCAGAGCAGAUAAAUUUAGUCCUAACAAUUGGCAGGGAUUUGAAAGUUAGGCAUAUAAUUCAUAUAACAUCCAAAAGUUAACAUUCCUUGAUUUAAGGCAAGUGUCAAACUCGAUUUCAUUGAGGGCCACAUCAGGGUUGUGUUUGCGUUGGUGUGCCGGGGUAGGUGUGGUCAUGGUGGGCAUGGCUAGCUCAAUGUCACUAUGUCGGGGAUACCAGUGGAGGUCCAAGUGCUUUGCCAGCAAAAAUGGGCUCCUGAGCUCCGUUUUUGGCUGCUACGGCCUCCUGCAACCCUCUGCCAGCGAAAACGGAGCUCGGGGGCCACUGGCAGAGGGCUGCAGGAAGCUGUCGUGGCCGAAAACAGUGCUUAGCUUUUGAUCAUUACUAAGUACAUUUAUAUACAGCAUGACACUUUAUUCUAUUUUAUUUUAACCUAUAUUUUAAAUUUUUAGCUUUAUGCCUUAGUUUAAGACAAUAAUACUUCUUUUGGUCCUAGAGACAUAGCUUACAGCGGUAACAGUAGUAUCAAUAUUAUUUGUAUUAUUCUUUUAUCUUAUGUUUUACGUUUGGUUGUCGUUUUUUACCUUUUUUACUUUUACUCCUUUAUUACUGUAUUAACCACUUUAGUGGUUAAUAUAUUUUGGGUUGAGAGACUGAACAAUCUGCCAGGGCUUGGUCUCAACCCAAAGUUUUGAGAGUCAUCAAAAAAGUCAUCAUUCUUUUCUGAUUAUAAAGUAGCUGUUAAAAGUCUUAAGUUUCCCCAGUUUAAAGAAAAGGGGUGGGCAUGUAAAAGGAGUGUAUGCCCUUCUCUGCUCCCCAUGGAUUUUGGUUUCGAAAGAUAUAGGGCCACCAGCAUUGGGCCGUGAUAUUCUCAAUGAUCAGCAGCAAACGUCUAUCUGUUGCUGCCUUGUAGUGGUGAUCAUAUGAAAGAGUGUUUUUAGCAAAUUGUGAGGGAAGAGUUUUAGCUGUGUUUUUUGGGAGGGGUGUGCGUUGCAAGGCAAGAACAAAAGCCCCUUCCCCAACUGCUGCUGUCUUGAAGAAGAAAAUUGAGUCCAACUGCUUUUAAGUGCAUGGGAGGAGGGGUAAACUAGAGACACGGUCAUGUCCAUGUCUUUUUGGCCCUUAGUGAAAUGGAGAUGUUUAUCUCUUCUGUAAUCUCUGUGUGGCAAUGAUUAUUCCUUAGCAGACAUGUGUUAGCUGUAUACACAUGCUUGGAACAUGUGCAGUGACCAUUUACAACUAUCACCACAGGCUUAAAACAUAUCGAAUUCAUUGUCUCUGUGGAUAUAUUCUGCCUAAUUAUUGGUAUAAAGCUAUGACAAACAUAUGGCAUAUGUGUCAGUGUUACAGAUUUAACUUUUGGGCCUUUGUAUUUAAGAUAGGGUUUCCUUGGAAAAAUACUUGAGAAAACUCUGUAUAUAUCUGGCCAUGUGCUGUUUUAUUUUAUACUCACAUCCAUCCUCAAUGAAGAAACUCAAGGUAUAUAAAAUGUUCCACACCAACUUCUAAACAAUCUUUCCUUGAAAUGGGAGGUUGGCUACAAGUUACUAUUUCUCAGAACAGCAGGGUCAAAGAGUCGCUCAUUGAGAAGGAUGCAUAUCAUGGCUUCCUUCAAGGAAGAUGGCACAAUUCCUCUUCCAAGGAGACAAUAAACAGAUCUAGUCUUCUGUUACCUUCUUGACCGCUGUACCCCAAGUAGAGCAAGAAUGGUGGUGCUCACAGCACAGAGGAGCCUGACCUCAAAGCAAUCUCAGAUAGCCUCACAAGUUGGUAUGCUUGUCAUCUUGAUAGGCUUCAAUGAUAACUAAGUGAAUGUUUUGCUAAGUAACUCUGCUUUUUGUUAUAAAAUAGUUUGUGGGGCUUCCCACAAUGCUUUAAAAGUCCAUUUUAUCAUAUCUUCCUUUUUAUGAAUAGCAUAUGCUGUUAACUUCUUUUCUCUUGAACUUUUGAAGAGAUGACCUACUGUGAAGUUGUCAGCUAAACUGAUCUCUGUACAAUACUCCUCCCUCUUUAAAGGGCUUUGUGACCCGAAAAACACAAUGGAAGAAAUUCUCCUCCACAUCUCUGGAUAAAAUGUUGUUUGAUGACAGUUUUCUUGCUGUUAAUAAUUAAAAAUACCAAUGUAAAGCCACUUCAGAGGAUCAUUCAGUACAUUUAUGACAGAUUAAGGACACAAUGAGUCCUGACUAGUAUUUUCUUUUUAAGGGCUGAGUGGAUGAUAUGUUACCAUUAACUCAGACUCACAGAAUGCAUCUUUGGUUUUCAUCCACAUUAGGAGAACCUCAACUGCUAACUGAUCAAGUAAUAGAUGACCAUUUUGUGGACUCUAAAAAUAGGGCACAAUUAUGCUGUAUGUGAGAUCAGACAUGCAACAUAUUGGUCAAGCCAAUUAGAAGAACUGCGACUGGUGUAUGAGCUAAAAUAUUGGAAAACACUUUUGGUCACUCUUCAAAGGCAGCUUACAUAACUGACAAUUUUUGGGGCUCUCAAAAAUUCUAGAGUUCUCCCAUGGAUUUCCCAUCUUGUCUAAAAUGUUUGCAUAUAUCUGCCAAGUGUUCUGUCAUGAGGACCCACCCUAACUAUGUCUUUUACCAUGUACACUGUAGAAAUUUCCUAUUUCCUGAAUUCUUACAGGCCCUGUAUUCUUACAACUUGCCUGUCUCAGUAAGAACCUGCCUUACUAGUGGUUUUGGCAUACUGACUAAAUCAAAAGUUUGCUGGUUUGGUAAAGAGUGGAACCCCACCUACUACAGACAAGAUGUUUGUAUUGUCACGUGACCCUUUGCAUCAGGAGACUACUGCUAAAGGCUAAUUACAUCACUCGCCCUCUUCAUAGAUCAGGCAGAGAACAAAAGAGUAAAACAAAAAACAAAAAAACCCCAGGCAGAAUACUACUUGCAUCCUACCAAGGGCAGUUGGCAUGAUUGCCAAAACAGAUUGCAUAAUUUGACAGUGUGAAAUGAAGGUAGAAACUCAUCUGGAGUUGUAGAGGGAUCAAAAAAUUUCAAAAUCGGGUUCUAAUGUGAAUCCACAUAGCUGUGCACGUGCAUCUUUUUAGAAUCGGUGGGGAACAGUUUUUGAAGCAGCUGAGGCUUGCAAAUUUCCAUGUGUAGCAAAGCACCAUAUUUAAAUGCUAUCCCUAGUAUCUAGUAUCCUAGGAGAGCCUGUGGCAGGAGGGCCUAUUGGCUAAGGCAAAAGCAGUAGGUAUGCUUUGUCCACUAUAGGCUGAGUUUUAGAGGUAUGUUCUGUGCAGAUUGUGGCAGUCUUGGCAGUGGAGAGGCUUUUUUCAGCCUCAUCUCUUUUGCUUGGCAGACUAGCUCUGCAAAAUGGGUUAGCUGACUGGAUUUAAGUCUCCAUCAAAAAACUUUAAAAAUCUUCUAAAGAAAAUUUUAAGGUGGAGUUAGUUCAAUCCUAUGCCUACAUUUGGACCAAAGUACAACCUCUUCAUGUUUGUUGACCAAAUCAGUUGAUCCUUUUUUGGUGCUACCUCCAAAUGUUUAACUAUUUUCGAAGAAUAGGGUGUGAGAUUUGAACACAUUCAACAAUGUCCACUCAUGAGUCUAUAGAAAUAAAAGGGUCUGUCUCUGCAUGUCAAGAACAGAAAAGAAACCUGAAGACAUUUAAAGAAGGAAUUGGUGAUCUUAUAUGAACUGGUUCAGGUAUCUAAAUUUUCCUUGUCCAGACCAAGUGCUUGGAUCCUUUUUCCCUCUGCUGCCUUCAUUCCAUUGAGGAUCUGUUCAUCAGAUGAACAGAAUUUAGCCCUGUAAAGAAAAACCAGGACUAGGAUUCAACGUGCCCUUUUAGGUGACUUUAAAAUGACACCUGGCCCCACUUCAUUCAAUGGCUUCCCUUGGUGAUAAUAAUCUGUUAUGCUGCCUCAGUAUCUCUUUACAGACAGAGAUCUUUAGCAUCAUAUAUAACUGCACCAUCCCUCUAUUUCAGCAGGGAUUGUAUUCAGCAGAAGUAUUCAUUGUAUAUGUCCCUAUACAAGAUAGCGCUAUGAAUUAGAUGAUCACUCGAGUUAAAAUCCCUUGCUUUCAAUGGCCUUGGCUUUAAAUAUGAUCUGCAAGCAUCUGACUUACAUUUAGUGUAUAUGACAAAAAAGAGGCUGAAGCCACAAUACAGAGUUUAAGGCUUAAAAAUUAUCUGAUUAUCUCACAGCCUUUGAAGUCUGAUUCCUGUAAACAUACACCUCCUCCUCUAUUCUUUCCUUCAGUAGUUCUUUGUAGAUAUUAAAAAUGUAUGGCUUGCAUUUUAUAAGCUGUUAAGAUUGUGUGAGAAGAGAUCUCAUUGCAGAGUUUAAUUGCAUGGAGACACAUAGCAAGAACAGCAUUGUAGUGGAAAAUUUUGCUGUGGUGGAGCACAUCAUAACCAGGCACUAAGAAGAAAUCUCCCUCCCCCACCCCAAAAAAUCUGUGUCCUGUUGAGGCAGCUCUGUAUUUACAUCCAGAGGAUUUGGCAGUCUAUGAACAAAGAACUGGAGAAAAUGACUAGAAGUAAUUACAUAUUACUCUUUUUUUUUUUUGUCAGAUUUUCUACAACUAUUUAAUGGUGGUUCCAAAACCCCUUUUAAGUUUGCUGGCUGUGAUGUUUAUAGCCUUAGAAAGCAAAUGUUUCUCUUCUUGGAAACAUAUUAAAUGGAUCCAUGGUACUUUUUGAAAAAGGAAGGUAGUGGAAUGAGAGUUGCAUUUCAACUUCCAAAAAGUCUUUGACCAAAAGCCAGGAAUAGUAUACUUAGUAUACUAGUAUAUUUAGUAGAUUUGUAGCAAAAAUCGUAUGUUUAAUUAUGGGUGAAAAGUCACCUACCUUAUCUAAACAUAUCUUGAUGUAACCUGUGGAUGGUCAUGACCUACGGGGAGGUCAUUUUGAAUUAAUAAAAACUUUUAAAUGUAGCCUGUAAAUACAACAUCAUGUAAUAUAAUUAAAUACAAUAUAAAUUACCACCUUUGGAAUCGGGUAGAGAAAUUGCUCUGUUGUAAAUUUAUAAACAAGUCAUUUGUCUCCAUCCUUUUGCUCAGGGCCAGCAAGCGUAGAAAUGCCUUGGCACUGAUGUCUCCACAACCAGCAUCUUUCAAACUCCCACUCUGCUGUAACCACUUAACCCCUCGUACUCCCUGCAAUUGGCAGCAAUUCAAAAGCUUGCGCAAUAUUCAUGAAAAAUCCAUUGGAAACAUCCCAAUUGCUGAACAAACUGAAAUACAAUUCUUGGUUCACCUGUGUAUUAUUUAUACAAUUUAUAUGUCACUCCAAUUUAAAAAGAUUCUGAUGUAUUAAAUCAUUAGCUACCUAAUGCUUGCAGUAAUCUCCACCUUGAAAAGCCUAAUGGAAUCCAAUUAACAGCUUCUGAAAGCUGGUGGAACUUGGUGAUAACAUGAAUGAGAUUGCAAAUUACUUGUGCAGAUAAAAGGAAACAAAGAUUACAGAAUCUUUUCAGUUUUAAUAUAUCUUGUAUCUUGUGUAAAUGUUAAAAAAAGACUUUUUGAAGCUUUAGGAUGAGUUUGUAAAGUUUAUAAUCUACAAAUGGGCAUGAAUGGCAUAUAGAUUUUAGAAUAGAGAAUAAAAAUAUUUUGCAUUUCCCUCAAUAUAGAGAUCUGAUCUCAGAGGAACUCUACGGUCAUCCUACCUCCUGCUACUCUUAGCCUUCAGGGCUUUUAUGAUAUAAAGUCCCAGAAAGUGAUAUGCCCUGAGAAAUCCAAUCAACCCCAACCCCUUCCAACCUUAGAAGUAUCCCAUAUUACUUAAUUUGCCUCAGUCGUAAAUGUAUUUUAUUUAUUUUAUUUCCUCAUUAAUCACAUUCUUUUAACAUCUGAAGAAGAGAGACAGUGCAGCAAAUGUUGUUUCUUUAUUUCUGCCUGUAGAAAACACUGAGCAACUUAGUGCCCCUAACGUAUGGAAAUAAAAUCCAUGAAUAAACAUUAAAGCCACGUUUCCUGUUUUGCCAUCUCAGUUGUUCAGAGUCCUGCUUUAUGAAACCAUUUCUACUUCAGGGAGGUUCAAACACCACAUUUUAAUCAUUCAUUCAAUUUUGACAUAUUGGCAAGUCGGAUGAAAUCCUACCAGCUACCACCUAGCUCCUAGGCAUUCAACCCGUUUUGUGUUCAAACCACAAGUUUCUAAACGACUGUCUUAAGGUUCCACCUUUUCUCCCACUCAUAACCACAUAUACCACCUUCCCUCCUACAUGUGUAAUGUCGCUCUGCCAACUACAGCAAUUGCUUGUGUGUAGAAACCAUAUUAGCCAAGUAAAGCAUUUUUCAAUGUCUUCAGUGGAAUUCCUAAACUGGAAAAAAGGAUGAAUGCCAGCUUGCUUUUUUUAGACCACCAGAAUAACUCCUGGCUCUAAUUCUCACUGGAAAUAAAUGCUUUACAUUAGUGUAACGGUCACAGUCACAAAAAAGGUCUAGAGAAAACUGUUUGGCUUGGAACACUACUAUGCAAUUUUACUAUGUUGAACUUCAUACCUGCCUUCGUGUCAAAACUCUUGCAUUCAUCUUCGAAGAAUAUGCCUGUAGAAUGUCUUAAACUUAAAUUUACAAACAUUUAAGAAAAUCAGACCAAGUACAGCUUGAAUCUACGAAAAACUUACCUGGUUAUUUAAAAAUUGCUCCAUAUAGCAUUAAACUUUAGUCUUUUUAUAGCAGAAUGACACAGAUGAGUACCAAAAGGGUGAUGUAAUCACUAGUUUCAGAAACCUAAGUCUGCAUAUGUGCAUUCAUUCAGAUAGAUCUAAUGUUUCUAGCAGGCAAGUAGCUUUUCAUGUUUAUCUUUGGAAGCACACAUGCAACUUGCUUGUGUUCAUAGCAUGUGUGACUACACAACAAUUUGCUUCUGUUAGUAUUUUUCAUGCCCAGGAUACCAUAUAAUUAUUUGUUGAAUAGUUAUAGUAUAUGAGGAUGAAUUACUUGCCAACAUCUUAGUGCUCCUCCCUUAUGGAUAUUAAGGAACUAGGGUCAGUUCUAAGCAAAUAUUGCUUGGAAAGGAGCAGUUAUGUGACUAUUCUGAAGACAAGUGGAAGCUCCUUCAGAAAAUGCUACGUCUGGUUCUGGUCAUUACUGAUACUGUUUUGUGAUUAAUAUUGCCAUAUUCUAAGAACUUUUAGACACUUCAGAAUACUUGUAAGGAAAUGUUUUUUCACAGUGACUGUCAAAUGAUUGUGACAUUGACUAUCUCCUUAUUCAGAAAAGACAACCACAAUAACAUCUAUAACUUAUUAUUGAACACUGUACCACUUUGAAUUUAAAAAUGGGCAACACUUUAUACAUAUAUACAGGCUGAUAGAAAGGAUGUCUGUAAAAAUGUUAAGUACAAUACUGAAUAUGAAGAAACAGCACUCAAGUUGUCUUUAUGCUUAUCUUAGCAAAGUGAUCUACCCACCUUCUGCAAUGCUGAUACUAUUAUCCAUUACUAUCCAUUAGGUGAUUGUAUGUUCUACACAAAAAUAUUUAACUUUAAAAUAUUUAACAGAUCUUCUGUUCUCUUGCUGAGAGUGUGCCUUUUUGGUUUUAGC
This is a messenger RNA of Pantherophis guttatus, 11294 nucleotides long. It is a transcript of the gene PLPP1, whose product is annotated as phospholipid phosphatase 1. Gene Ontology annotation, biological process: phospholipid metabolic process; phospholipid dephosphorylation; signal transduction. Gene Ontology annotation, cellular component: plasma membrane. The record is from RefSeq and is a predicted model, not a curated record. NCBI's taxonomy places the organism in Eukaryota, Metazoa, Chordata, Lepidosauria, Squamata, Colubridae. Gene Ontology annotation, molecular function: phosphatidate phosphatase activity.